Messenger RNA from Mya arenaria, 4137 nucleotides. RefSeq names its product glycosylated lysosomal membrane protein-like. Bases 18 to 1289 code for a protein of 423 amino acids. Gene Ontology annotation, cellular component: lysosome. The record is from RefSeq and is a predicted model, not a curated record. The transcript has 7 exons. Lineage: Eukaryota; Metazoa; Mollusca; Bivalvia; Myida; Myidae.
AUCACGUGAACAACAAAAUGUCUGCGGCCGUUCACAUUUUGUGUAAAAUUCUUUGUUUAAUUUUAGUUACUUUACAAGUCUCAGCAGAUCGAAAAGUAUCAACUAAAAUAUUUGAGUGUACUUUCAACUCGACUAUUUGUGAUGGCGUAAGCAUUGCUCACAUCAAAUCAGAAGGAAAAAAUGAUGCCCGCCACUAUGUUCUAUCACCUAUAGGGCUACCGACUGUGUUUGUGGCUUACACUGGCCCUGGAGCAGCACUGAUUAUAAACUGGACAAAUCUUGUGUCACCAGACCCAGCAAAAAGACAAAAUUCAAUCAAGAUUGUAAACACAACUGUAAAUUACUCAUUCUCCAUUUUGUUCUCAAAGUUGAUUGAAUACAAUGAUACGCAAGACUACGCCGAUAUGAGCAAGUAUAAUGCCGGGUCCACUCAUUGGAACAUGUAUGAUCUUCAGGACUUCAGCUGGGAGAAGCUGAGCACCGUCUCAGACAUUAAAUCUAACUCCAUCACCUUUAAAGCCUCAGAUAAGACACAACAAGAACUCUGGAAAAACAAUGGCACAUUCUCCAUCAAGUUCAACGCAUUUGGAAGUGAGGGAAGAGAGGACCAAUUGCCCCACCUUCAGUACAACGAGAACCUGACACAGUUUGACAUGAACAUUGACCAUAUUAUGACCAACUUCACUGACUCCCGCUUUGCUGUAGAAAUUCUUACAGUGGGCGGGGACUCGGAACCCAUGUAUGUCGAUAAGACACGCUCAAUUGACGAUGAGUAUGCUCCUGGUGUCUUCCAGAUUUACAACUGGAUGACAAGAUCAAAUCACAGGGAUCAGACCGGUUUCCUGCAGUGGAAACCAGUUGCCUACAAUGCUUUGAAGCGGGCCAGAAAUAAGGCAACAAGCAUGAAGCAUUACGCACUGCAAGACCUCACAAUGGACCAGAAAAACCAAGUUGAUGACACGAUCGUUUAUGCAUUUUACGGGGAGACAGUUUUGGAUAAGUCUAUGAAAAAAGCCCAAAAUUUCUCGUUCGGAAUCGCAAAAGAUGGAGGUUAUAACAAGACCAGGGUUUUGACAUGGUCUGGUUCUAUUGGCUACGGCAGUCCGCCAGCAGACGCGAUCUCCACAGUGGUGAUUAUCAUCAUCUUGGCGGGUCUUGGACUUCCGAUCGUCAUCAUCAUCUUUGGAGGAAUAUUUGUCUGCAUGAAAAAGCGCUCCAACAGACCGGACAAGCAGUUGAAGGCUGUCAACAGCACUGGGUAUCAGCCCAUAUUGGACUCUGACAGAUAGAUAUGUGAUGUGUUUACCUUUGAAUGGGUGUUCAUGGUCCAACAGUUAUGAACAUUUUUUUUUGCUGUGAUACAUAUUUGACUUUGUCCAACUGCCUGGAAUUUAGUGUGUGUGGGCUUUUUUACCAAUUUGGGAAAAAACUUUAGCUCCAUUCCUAGUGCUCUUCCUGAAUAUGAAAAUAAAGUUCCCAAUUUUAUGUUUUAAAAAACAAAAUGGACCUUUAAACUAUUUUUUGGUACAGGAAAGUAGAUUUAUUUUUAUGACAUUCUUUUAUCUUUUCUGUCUAUUUUUUUUAAAGCAUUCUUGUUUAUUUUUAGGCAUAAUUGGUAUUCCCAAUUUCACUGAAAAUGACACAUUUUCCAAAUCCCUUGGCCCCUUUCCUGAAGUGGUUAAAAAAGCACAGCAGAUUCCAAUGUAAUAAGAUCAGGGUUUUAUUCACCAUUGUUUAUUAUGGCGUUAAAAGCGGUUAUCGCCAUCUCAAUAAAUAUAACAUCAUAAAUGUUCAUGUCUGUACAUAUCAAGCUAGAUUGAUUGGUGCAAGGAGUAUACUUUUUGAAACUGUUUAUUCAUGAGAGAUUAUCCUAAAGUUAUAUUGAUCUCUUUCAUUGAAACUAUCUGGUUAUUGUUGUUUUUAAGGAAAUACAAAAACGUACAUUAAAGACAAUGUACACAACAUUUAUCCCAUUUUAGACAGAUUUCUGAAGAACAGAAACAUGUUAAACGCUGAUAUUGCACACAUGUGGAUGUAAAUGUGAAGAGCUGCCUUCAACAUAACUGAUUUAAAAAAUGUUUUAAUUAUUCAAGAAUAUACAUUUUCUUCCAUAGUGCCAAAGUAAGCUUGUAUAAAUUUUGAUGUUACAUGUCAACAUUAAAUGCUGACACAAUAUUAACUUUGUAUUAAUGCUGACAUAACUUGUAUAAAACAAUGUAUAAAUGUUGUAAUAUGUUAACAUUGAAUAUAUUCUUAUGUAAACUGUAAACAAUUCAUAGUUUCUCAUAUAUUAACAUUGUAUGAAUUUUGAUGUGAAGUGUUAAAAUUGUACAAAUGAUGACGUAAAAUGUUUACAUUUUUUAAAUGAUGUUGUACAAUGUUAACAUUGUAUAUCUGCUGAUGUAGAAUGUUAACAUGGUAUGAUUUCAGGUGUAAAACAUUGACAUUGACUUGUAUAAAAUGUUGAUGAUAAAUGUGAUCAUUGUAUAUCUGCUGUUGUAAAAUGUUAACAUUGUGUAACUGCUGUUGUAAAAUGUUAAUAUUGUGUAACUGCUGUUGUAAAAUGUUAACAUUGUGUAACUGCUGUUGUAAAAUGUUAACAUUGUGUAACUGCUGUUGUAAACUGUCAUUGUAUAACUGUCCAUGUAGAAAGUUUACUUAGUAUAUUUGCAGAUGUAAUAAAUUAACAUUGUAUAUCUACUGAUGUAAAAUGUUAACAAUGUAUAACUGCAGAUGUAAAAUGUUCACAUUAUAUAACUGCAGAUGUUAACAUUGUAUAACUUCAGAUGUAAAAUGUUAACAUUGUUUAAUUGCAGAUGUAAAAUGUUAGCAUUGUAUAAUUGCAGAUGUAAAAUGUUAACAUUGUAUAACUGAAUAUGUAAAAUGUUAACAUUGUAUAAUUGCAUAUGUAAAAUGUUAACAUUGUACAACUGAAUAUGUAAAAUGUUAACAUUGUAUAAUUGCAUAUGUAAAAUGUUAACAUUGUAUAACUGCAUAUGUAAAAUGUUAACAUUGUAUAACUGCAUAUGUAAAAUGUUAACAUUGAAUAACUGAAGAUGUAAAAUGUUAACAUUGUAUAACUGAGGAUGUUAAAUGUUAACAUUAUAUAAUUGCAGAUGUUAAAUGCUAACAUUGUAUAACUGCUGAAGUAAAUUGUAUACAUGCUUACACAACAUGUUUGAUUUUGUACCUGUGUAAAUUUACUUUGCAAAGUGACUGUGAUUUUAUAUUUUGUUUAUUCAAUAACACAUUCCUUUUCAUCAAAGGUGUCCUAGUAUAUAAUUAUUGUCUUUAAAUAUUUUGUAAAAUUGGAUCAUUAUAAGCAAGUUUGUAUCUGAGCGGGAAUUAAUGAUUCCUUUAUCAUCGGGGCACGUGCAAGUUUCUGAAAGUGUACACACUCAUAUUUUUUCAUGCAUUAUCAGUCAUUGAAGUCAAGAAUAUUGGAUGAACAAGCCCAAAUUCAUAUACUUUUGCUUGGCAUCAAAUUUUUGAACAAGCCUCGCUUUUUAAAUUUCAGAAUUUUAGCCAGCCUGGAAGACAUUUUACCAGUGCUGGGCUUGUGAGCUUGUGUUAAUUUCAACCUCUGCAUUAUUUCAAUGAUAGUUUGUAUUCGUACUUUGACUACUAGUAUCAAACUUUGUUGUUUAAAAAUUCUGACCACAGGUUUGAGAACAAAUUUCGAAAGUAAGCAUAAGUGUUGCAUUUUAAUCAGUCUCAUACCCUCUUUCUCUUUGUCUCAUCUUUCCUGUGAACAAAAUUAACAUGGGAUAAUUUUAUGAAAAUGAGUCCUUUGAAUUACACAUGCUUGGAAUUGAACAAAAAUGUUGAGCUUGCUCAGAACUUUGAUGUACAUGUUUUGAUAUUUAUGCAUACUGUUCUAGGAACCCAUCCUCUUAUUAUUAUCAAAAAAAUAAAAUUGCGUAAUUUCAUAAUUAUGUCUGAUUCACUACUAUAUAUUUGUCUUAAUUUUUUACAAAUAUGGUUGUACUGACAUCACUCUGUGCCUUUUUCUUUGAUUGGAUAAUUUUCUUUAACAAAUGUAUAUUGUUUCUUUCGUACAGUGAAUGUUGUUUUAAAUUUUCUUUAAAUUUCAAUGAAGAUAAUUUUGCAAUAAAAUGAUGGGACUGAAAUUGUGUA